Salmo salar (Atlantic salmon) is the source of this 1930-nucleotide messenger RNA. It is a transcript of the gene prokr1a, whose product is annotated as prokineticin receptor 1a. NCBI's taxonomy places the organism in Eukaryota, Metazoa, Chordata, Actinopteri, Salmoniformes, Salmonidae. The record is from RefSeq and is a predicted model, not a curated record. Gene Ontology annotation, cellular component: plasma membrane. Gene Ontology annotation, biological process: neuropeptide signaling pathway. Gene Ontology annotation, molecular function: neuropeptide receptor activity.
ACACUCAUAACUCAAACCUUCCAACUGGUUUCUUUGCAUCGUCUGUCUUUUCCUUGUGUUCCCAGGUACAUGGCCAUCGUCCACCCUAUGAAGCCUCGCAUGAAGUACCAGACGGCCUACAGCCUGAUCCUGGGCGUGUAGAUCAUACCCAUCGUCAUCUCCAUCCCCUCUGCCUACUUUGCUUCUGAGACCACAUACCCGCACAUCUCCAGUCAGAGCCACAAGACCGUCUGCGCUCAGAUCUGGCCCGUGGAUCACCAGCUCUACUACCACUCCUACUUCCUCUUCGCCCUGGAGUUUGCCGGGCACGUGGCCGUCAAGGCCCUGUGCUACGCCAGGAUCUUGCGGGAGCUGUGGUUCAAGAGCGUGCCUGGCUUCCAGACAGAACAGAUCCGGAAGCGGCUGCACACGCGGAGGACGGUGGCGGUGCUGGCUGCCUACGUGCUCUGCUGGGCGCCGUACUACGGCUUCAUACUGGUGCGGGACUUCCACCCCACACUGAUCUCCAGGGACAGAAACUCCCUGGUGGCCUUCUACAUUAUCGAGUGCACUGCCAUGAGCAACGGGGUCAUCAACACUUGUUUCGUGAGCGUCCGCAACAACGUCAAGUGCAUGCGGACAGUGACCAGGCUGCUCUGGAAGUGUCAAAUGUGCAGCGGAACGACGGCGGAUAAGCACACCUCGUCUUUACGCAUGACAGAGGAUGUAGAGUGCACACGCCUGAGAUAGAGGCCUGAUCCUGAGAUAAUCGACACUAUCGAAAGGUAGAACCACCACUUGUCCAAGUAGAUUCUGGCAUGUUGCACACUUUUCCCGUUCUUUAAGAGCCAAAAGGGUGAGAUAUAAGAUUGAGUCAAAGGAACGAUUUGGCGUUGGACAAGAGGUCCAGACUGUUGACACAGAGUAGGGCUGAACUGUGCUGCUCGAGUGACAGCCGGCGGGGCUUUGUAUGUGGGAAACAGCCACGAGAGAGAUGACGGAGUAAACUAUAAAAACGGACAUUACACGCAGCUGAGUGACGUUUCAAAAUAUUGCAUGUUUCUGCGAUACGGACAUUGCACAUGUCAAUAUUGCGAUUUUGAUGUGAAUUUGAUGCAUUGUCCUGCCACGUUGAUAACUUAGUUCCUACUAGUACAAUGCCUCACAUUGUCACUGCUAUCAUGGAGGCCAUUUUGAAAAAAAACGUGAAAGUUUAAUGGAAUUAGAAUUUCUUCACAAUGUGGAAUCACUCACGAGGAGGGCAUUAGACUUUGAAAGGAUUUUUCUCCGUAUUUAUUCAAGAGGCUUGAUUUGAUGAAAUCCUGGAGGUUACUAAACAAACAAGUUAUUUCAGGUGGUUAUUUCAAGUCUCUAUGUCUUACAAUAAAUAAUUUAUCAGUUUAUAGUGCUUUCUAAUACACAUUUGUAUAUGAAAUAUUCAAGAUAGUUUUUAAAUAAUAAGAGCACUCUCGAUUCUAAUUAAAAAAAAAAUUAUAAUCAAAGACAAACUAGCAGACUUAUCGAAUCGAAGAAUCUAAAAUAGAAUUGUGGCGUGGGGCUAGCUAGACAAUUAACAGUUAGGUUAAAUCAAUUAAGACGUGCUUUCUUGUUUGACACUAUUUUAUUUACUUUAAUUUCACGUUGUAUUCGUUGCAUGUAACAAAUAAAAUUUGAUUUGACAAUGGCCAUCAGAGGAGUCACACUGUAAAGCCUGGCAUUUGACAGGAGGAGUGAGAUCGGGAGGAAAUAACCGCUGCAAGUUGGUGCUGGUCCCAGAUCAGCUUCAAAAGCAUGGGAGGAUCUUUUUGGUGACAUCGUCACUGCUUCUUUCGCUAUCAAUUAGUUCCUCAGUUUUCAUCCGUAAUGUCAAAUAAAUGGCUGAAAGAAAUUCACUAAUGAUAAUCUGUUCAAGUAGAGGGUGAAGUAAAAAUUGAAAUCACCAGGUUCAUAU